Molecule: messenger RNA, 774 nt
Organism: Darwinula stevensoni
Lineage: Eukaryota; Metazoa; Arthropoda; Ostracoda; Podocopida; Darwinulidae
Source: the annotation of a GenBank genome assembly
AUGAGGGACACGAAGCGUACGGAGUCAGCAAGGCAACUGAGGAUCCUGCGGGCAGUCGGUAUCCUCAUCUUCUUGAAUUCGUGCUCGCGAGGAACCGCACAGGGUGUAACAAUCUCACAGAAGACGUUCUACCAGGUCGACGGCAUGAACGCGGCGAUCCGGAAUUCCUUGCUCGCCUUCACCGGCUGGGACCUCGUCACCUGCGCGGACGCGUGUGUCAGGAACGCGAGAUGCGUGGCCUUUUCCCUCGAGACGGAUUCCAGCACGACGGUCUGUCAACUGGGAAGCGUAAAUUCCACCGUUCUGGCAAAUCCCCCCGGCAUGUCUGUUACCCUCUAUUACACACGCUCCAUCCCAUCGGGUUACACCUUCGCGACGAUCACGGACAAGGUGCAUUACCUCAAGUCUCUCCCCGGAACCAUGACUUACACCACUGCAUUGGCCGCUUGCAAGAAAGACGGCGCGGACCAAUUGGUUCAGGACGACAAGGGCCUCGCUUGGCACAACUUCAUCUUGCAGUACGGCGCGUCGAAUAAUGCAGCGUCUGGCAGAUUUUGGAUCGGAGGAGACGACCUCGAUGGGAAUCACAUCUAUAAUUGGAACGACGGAACGUUGGUGUCGGCCGCGGUUCAGACCCUCUGGGGUUCCGGGGAGCCAUCCUUUAGUUGGGACGGGGUCAUCGAACGAUGCAUGGCCCCCGAUUUUGGCAACCUGUGGAACGAUGAACCUUGUUCGCUGCUGUACGGCGUGAUCUGCGAGUUCCGCUUGCCCUGA